Molecule: messenger RNA, 1446 nt
Organism: Pollicipes pollicipes
Lineage: Eukaryota; Metazoa; Arthropoda; Thecostraca; Pollicipedomorpha; Pollicipedidae
Product: UDP-glucuronosyltransferase 2B14
Exons: 11
Coding region: 1-1446 (481 amino acids)
Molecular function (GO): UDP-glycosyltransferase activity
Source: RefSeq, a predicted model, not a curated record
AUGUUGCAACACCUGGGCACCAGCAGCCACGAACUAGUGCUGAAUGACCUGGGGCAACAGCUGGCCGAGCGGGGUCACAACGUCACCCAGCUGCGGGUGAAGUGUACCAACUCUCGGCCUCUGCCGACCGGCGGGGUAGAGGUCAUUGACCUGCCGGCGCGCACCCGCGGCCUCGGGGGCGCCUACUUCGAUCGGGACGGCGUGUUCCGCGCACCCGUUCAUGACGUGUGGCGCCGCACCCGGCGCUGGUACAACAUGCCCGCCAGUCAGUACGUGUUCCAGAUGUUCAAGGUGAGACGCUGGUACAACAUGCUCGCCAGUGAGUACGUGUUCCAGCCGUUCAAGCAACUGUUCCAUAAGCUGCAGCAGAAGCAUUUCGACGUUGCCCUCAUAGAUCUCAUGGGCAAUGGGUGUGGGCUGGCUCUGGCGCACAAGCUCGGCGUCCCAGUGGUCGGCUUCUGGGUCAUCAGCUUCACCGGCCCCGAGAGUUUUGUGCUGUCAGCGGUGAACCUGCCGUCAGUGGUGGCCGCCAACCUGUCGGACCUCGGGCCUCACAUGAGCUUCCUGCAGCGCAUCACCAACACGCUGUCGGCGCUGGCCUACGCCAUCGGCUUCUACAUCUCAAACUACGUCGCCGACCAGUAUAUCAAGGUCGGUGGCGCUCAGUGGCGUCGGAGGGUCCUGCCGAACGGACCAGACGCGCUGACCUUGCUGCGGGCGGUGGACAUCACGCUGGUGAACAACAACUUCCUUUCCACCCAGCCGCUGCUGUUGCCGCCCAACGUGCGGUCAAUCGGCUGCAGCCAGUGCCGCGCCGCCAGACCUCUGUCAAAGGAUCUGGACGAGUUUAUGCGGAGCUCUGGUGAGCACGGCGUGGUGGUGUUCAGUCUGGGCAUCACCAUGUACGACCCUGACGUCAUACCGUCAGAAUUCAUCGAAACAUUCAUCCGGGUCUUCGGAAAGCUGAAGCAAAAGGUGCUGAUGCGGUACCACCUGAAGUCAACAGCCGACGUGCCCGCUAACGUCCACAUGGUGGACUGGAUGCCACAACGGGACGUACUUGGUCACCCGAACACGCGUCUAUUUGUGAACCACUGCGGGAUCAACAGCGUCAUGGAAGCCAUUUAUAACGGCGUUCCCAUGCUGGGCGUUCCCAUUUUUGGCGAUCAAGGCGAAAACGCCAAGUUCAUGGAGUAUCGCGGCCUGGGUAUCGCGGUGGAGAAGGAAAGCAUGACCGACGAGGCGCUGCUGCGCUCGCUGAAAACGUUGCUGUACAACCAGACGUACCAGCGCAGGGCGCGGCGCACUGCUGCCAUCUGGCGGGCGGACGGACAAACAGCGCUGGAGCGCGUCGAGCACUGGCUGACCAUGAAGGUGCGCUUCGGCCGGCUGCCACACCUGCAGAUGAUCGACCGCCACCUCGGGCCGCUGCACCAGCAGCCAUAG